ACAAGAUGGCGGUGCGCAUAAACGAACCUUAUGUUUCGUCUUGUCGAUAAAUUUCUAACUAUGGAAGACUUAAGCGGGAAAAAUGUAACUGAAAAAGAAGAGGAGGACUGCUAUGCAAUUGUGGGUAACAUUCCAAAAGAAUUUCACUCUUCUGAUUUGCGAGCAAUGUUCUCUAACUUCAUCAACGAUGAAUCAAAGGGUUUUAAGUGUUUCCAUUUCCGUCAUCGUCCUGAGUUCAGACAUGAGGCGGGAUCGAGUGGCGAAGAUAAAGAAAUUAAGACGUCCUCGACCACGUGCUGUGUCAUAUUUAUCCUAAAGACAAAUCUUCAAGACCUAAUCAAUUGUUAUCAUGGCAAGAACUGGGUUGACCGACAUGGAAAAUAUUUCCCUUCUAAGGCAUUUAUAUCAAAAAUCAGAGUUAAAGAAGGAGAAGGUUGGUGUUGAUGUCACCCUUAACUUAAUUAGAUUGAGAGAUAGGUUAAUGUAACCUUUUUGUUAGAGCUCAUAGGUAGACAUUUUGGCUCAUCAUUAAGAGUGUCACAAAAACUCAGGUCCCUGACCCCUGAAAAACUCAGAGCCCUGGGUGUCUUGUAAACUCAGACCUCUUUAUUCCAACCUUUAUUAAAAUUUGUUGCGCUUAACAAUUUAAAUAGAUAAAUAUGCACACUAUAGCACAGUCAUGGUUUGCAUCUUCAAAGUGAGAGCUUGCUUCAGUCUUUUCUGUGCAAAGAAAUCAGAAAAUAAAAAAAAUUGAAUGGUUUUUGUCUGCCAGAUGAAAUAGAGUAGUUGCUAAAUUUCCCAAAGAAUGAGGUUCAUUGGGGAGAGAUGUGUGUUGUGUGAUACUUGAAAUUUCACUAUUAAUACAAUGUCAAAUAUUUAGCCAUGAAAAUGUUAUGCUUCAAAAAAUCUGUGAAUUUAAUUAAGAUCCUCUCCCUCCUUAAACUUUUCUAGCCUAUCAUUAAAUAAAAUAAGUAUUAUUUCUCAACUUAUACAGAACACUUUAGCUCAUGUGUUACAAAUUUCCCUUCUUUUUCUUAGGUUCUUCAGAAGACCUUUAUAGAACAAAACAAGAAAAAAAACAAAAUCUUUCUCCAAGGACAAACUUGGAGUUUUCACAACAUGACCUUAGAGAAAUGAUAGAGCUUCACCCUCCUGCUUUGAUGCCCAAUGGAAAUGUUGGAACAUCCUUGUCUAUAUUUAGGGAAUUGAUAAGAACUUGCAAGCUACCUCCUCAUGUGAUCAAAAAACUAGAUCUUAAUUUUUCUAUUGGAAAGUCCAAAAAGAAGUACAGCAAUGUUCCACUGGAUUACACAAGCCUGGAAAAAGGAAGGGUUCUUUUGAAAUCAGCACCAAAUGACAGAGACCACCACUUGGGAAUGAAUGCAAAACAAAGUGAUUUACUGAGGGAGAGUUCUUUGUUAACUACUGAUAGACCAGAAACUCAAAGUUCCAAACAGGAUAAUGAUGAAAAUGUUUCUGAGAGAGAAGAUAAUGAUGUGGUUUAUGCCAGUGGUGGUAAUGGUGAGAGCGAUGAAGAGGAAUGGGAGAGACAUGAAUCAUUGCACAAUGAUGUCACAAGUCAGGAACGCACAAAAGAGAGAUUAUUUGAAGAGGAUAUUGAACUUAAGUGGGAGAAAGGUGGUAGUGGGCUUGUCUUUUACACUGAUGCAGCAUUUUGGAAACAACAUGAAGAAGCAGACUUUGAUGAGGAAACUGCAGAUGAUUGGGAUGUGGAUAUGGAAAUUUAUGAAAAUCCAGGUACGAAUGUCAUUACAAUUUUCCCCCUAAAAAGUGUUAGUAGGAAGUUAAUGGCUAGGAAAAAAAAAUAAUAUUAAUAAACAUUGACUUCUUAAGCAUGCAGUAUUUACUGGGAAUACUGCAAGUAUUACUAUUAAUAUGCUUUGGUAUAAUUUUGUGUCUCUUUAGAUGUCACUAUUUGUAAGACUUAUAGAGGAAAGAAUAGCCAUGUAGAAGAUGUACUUGAAUGCUGCUACACUAUAAUUAUAUCUGGAAUAAGUUCAAUGUUUUUCAGUCUCUAAUGCUUGCCAACUUGAAACCAUGUUGAAUUUUUAUUGCAAAAAGUUUUGUUUUCUCACAUUAAAGAAGUUGCAUUGCUUUACUCAAUGUUGGAUUUUGGGAUAUUGUUGUUGAUUGAAAGGAGAUCUUUAAGCAAGAAUUAUUUUUUCAUUGAGAAAGCAAAUGCAAUGGUUGAAAUUCAAUCAAAAGGGAUCGAUGUUGGCUAAGAACGGAGAAGAUAAACAUCAAUAUGAAAGAAUUAGCCUGCGAGCAGGCACUCAUUUUUCGUACUCUAGGACACUUGUUUUUCCACCUGCAGUCAGGGGGACAUUUGUUAGGAGUGUGCCAUUUUUAGUGCUUGACUCUUAGCAGAUCUUUUCUCGGCUGAAUUCAAAAGGCACUAACUUUCUUGCUGGUAAGAAACACUUGUGUCAGUGCAAACAAUGACAGCCUGCUUUAGGCUAAGAAAGAAUGAUCUAAAGAGAUUUAGCCAAACUUUUUCAAGUUGCAAAGGCGACUAUACAGCUCAUGGAAAAAAAAAAUAUUAUUUUGCUUGCAGGUGGAGGUGACAAAGAUUCCAGAGACCUUCUUCAGAUGCGUAUAGAAAAGCAAUGGAGGAAGGGAAAUGAUAUUGACUUAAAUCAAAUAGGAGGGUUUGAGAAACACACUAAAGGAUUUGGAGGCCAAAUGAUGAGAAAGCAAGGCUGGAAAGAAGGUGGAUGUCUUGGUUCAUCUCAGAAAGGAAUCACAGAACCUGUUUUUGCUGAAGGACAAUUACCAAAGUGUAAGAGAGGCUUGGGUUACUAUGGUGAGAAGUUACAGCGACAUGUAAAACGAACAAAAGUUGAAAGAAUUAUAUCAACUGUUUACGAUGAACUGGAGAGCAAUGAAGAGAAUCUGUUUGAAUCUUGGAGACCUGAUAAACUAAAGAAUCGAGUGGCAAAUGAAUGAGCAGCAAAAGUAGUUGGCAUGCCUCCCCUUAGUAGGUGGUUGACAGCCUUUAGUGACCAUUUUGUUAAAACUGGGUGAAAUUGAAUUGGGGGAGAGGGGAAGUUGUAUGGAAGGUGUUAAAAGAAAAUAAAGUAAGAAAGUCAUGGUGUGUGCCAAGACUAUUGCCACUUAUUGUCAGUAGGUUUUAACCUCCUGCAGUUGGUUAAAAAGCCCAGAAAAUAAUUUAUUUAUCUAAACCUUAUAAAAAUUGAAUAUAGGAAUUUAUGAUACUUACCACUUAUUCAUUUUGAGCUCUCAAGAGUAACUUAACCUUUUGAAAAUUGUUUUCAAAUGUUCUAAAAACUGGACUUCUCUGUUGAUGCUGUGAUUUUGAAACAUCCAUGGAAAUUAAGCCACCAACUGUGAAGUCUUACUCCUCUUCUGUUUAUCUUUUGGCAAUCUUUUUUAACCAUUGGGAGC
Pocillopora meandrina is the source of this 3426-nucleotide messenger RNA. The record is from the annotation of a GenBank genome assembly. Lineage: Eukaryota; Metazoa; Cnidaria; Anthozoa; Scleractinia; Pocilloporidae.